This is a messenger RNA of Cariama cristata (Red-legged seriema), 1218 nucleotides long. Its product is annotated as enhancer of polycomb homolog 2-like. Bases 30 to 290 code for a protein of 86 amino acids. Lineage: Eukaryota; Metazoa; Chordata; Aves; Cariamiformes; Cariamidae. The transcript is spliced from 2 exons. The record is from RefSeq and is a predicted model, not a curated record.
UGUGCACAAGCAGCCCUCAAACGCUUCCCAUGAACAAUUCUUGCCUGACGAACGCGGUGCACCUCAACAACGUCAGUGUUGUUUCUCCAGUCAAUGUGCAUAUCAAUACACGGACUUCAGCACCAUCGCCAACAGCCUUAAAACUUGCCACAGUUGCUGCCAGUAUGGACAGAGUGCCAAAGGUAACUCCUAGCAGUGCCAUCAGCAGUAUAGCCAGAGAGAACCAUGAACCAGAACGACUGGGUUUAAAUGGCAUAGCAGAGACAACAGUAGCCAUGGAAGUGACAUAACCUCAAACCCGUGUCUCAACCUGUGCUAAUGGUGUAGUCAUUUAUAUUCCGACUGAAUGCAAAAUACAGCGCUCUGUGGAUCACAGAGAACUGAAAUGGACCUAAAUGGACUAUCAUUAUAUCGUGUAUUAAGUCGAUGUAUAAUGUAAAUUUUGUAAAAUUGGGAAAAUCACUACCUUGUAAAAUAGUUUAUUUGUAUCAUCAAUAUUAUUUCUGUUACUUGAAUAGUAGAUAUUCAUCAUCAUGCUUUUGCACUUGAAUUUGCAACUGAAUGGAUUAAAAAAUAAUUCUUUAAUGGGAUCAUGAGCAUGAAAUGGGAUCCUGCAUCACUUGUUUUAACUAUUUAUUUUGCCAUGUUUACAUUUUGUAUCUUGUACAAAUAAAUCCAACUUUGUGUCUAAAAAAAAAAAGUUAAAGAUUCAUAGCUAGGAAACAAAAUUCUUGUAAUUUUUUUCUAAAGGAAAUGUAAAGUUUUCACUUGGUUCAUUUUGUUUCACAAUUUGACUAGAUGGACUUUUUGGUAAAUACUUUAGUGGCAUUUCACUGUCAAAUAUGAAGUUCAAGGCAAAAUAGUAUUUUCUAUUACUGUGCAGGGGAAAGGGAUGGAUCGAUACAUGCAAAUUUAAUGUAGUAACUCACUUUUCCAUAUAUUUUGAAUGUAUAUUUCUAUUUAUAAUACCAGUUUAUAAAAAAUAAUUACACAGGAAAAAAAACUGACUAGGAAAAUUAUGCAUCUAGCACAUAUAAAAUUGUGCAGAUACAAGAAAAUUUUCAACUGAUUACAUUUUAUCUGAAGACUGCAUAUUUUAACCGGCUUUAAAACUGUAACACACCACAUAAAGGAUAUUUUACCAGGUAUGUAUUGCAUUAUAUAUCAUUGCAAUAAUUAAUUAUUGGAUGUCUAGAUAUCGAGCCAUCCCAGGCGGUG